CAAAGAAAAUUCAAUAGAUCCCACUGUUACUUUUCUAGUAUUCCUCAAGUUAAAUACCCGAUCUCAGCCUCAUUAACAAAAAAUUCAGAAACCCCUAUCAACAAACAAUUCCAUAAUAUCCCUCUUAGAUAUGGUUCCAACUCCCCAAAGUGAUUUACCUCUUAACGAGAAUGAUUCACAAGAGAUGAUAUUAUAUGAACUCCUCAAUGAAGCUAAUCGCCUCAACAUACCAUAUUUAUCCCAAAGAAACCAAUUUCUUCCCAGAAAUCAUAUCCUUCGUCCAACACAAUCCAUAGGCAAGAAAUACAGAGGCGUAAGAAGGCGUCCGUGGGGAAAAUAUGCAGCUGAAAUUCGCGAUUCCGCUAGAAAAGGUGCUAGAGUAUGGUUAGGCACGUUCGAAACUGCUGAAGAAGCUGCUUUAGCUUAUGAUCAAGCGGCUUUUAGAAUGCGUGGUGCUAAGGCACUGCUCAAUUUCCCAUCAGAAGUAGUAACGUCCUCUGUUCCAGUUGAAAGAUUACUACAUAAUCCUCCAAGUUUGCGCUCAAAGUGCUCAAAUAGCUGCACUACUUCUAAUUCAAAUUCAAAUUCAAGUACAAAUAAUGAAGUUUCAAGCGGGUCCAAUGCAUAUCAUGCUCAAGAUACUAAGACAGAAUUGUGCAGGGAGAAUUUCUUGGCGCUCUGAACCAAUUGCUCAAUCGAUGUUAAAUUGUACUAGCUAGGAGUUAUAGUGUGUUAAUAACGUCGAGCACAAUUUGGACGUGUUAGAAUGUCUUUGUUAGAUAUAUCUACCUAUUCGAGUUUUACUUUCACAUUAGCUUUUUUUUUUUGUUUGCUGCGAUGCACGCUAUAAUCAUGUAUCCAUGUGUAAAAAGAUUGCUUAGGAUAAUUAACAUGUUUACAAAUUGUAAUCU
This is a messenger RNA of Lycium barbarum (goji berry), 911 nucleotides long. RefSeq names its product pathogenesis-related genes transcriptional activator PTI5-like. The transcript has a single exon. Lineage: Eukaryota; Viridiplantae; Streptophyta; Magnoliopsida; Solanales; Solanaceae. The record is from RefSeq and is a predicted model, not a curated record. The coding region runs from base 131 to 682 and encodes 183 amino acids. Gene Ontology annotation, biological process: ethylene-activated signaling pathway; regulation of DNA-templated transcription. Gene Ontology annotation, molecular function: DNA binding; DNA-binding transcription factor activity.